Peromyscus californicus insignis is the source of this 1392-nucleotide messenger RNA. Its product is annotated as enoyl-CoA delta isomerase 2-like. The transcript is spliced from 9 exons. The record is from RefSeq and is a predicted model, not a curated record. The coding region runs from base 316 to 1242 and encodes 308 amino acids. Lineage: Eukaryota; Metazoa; Chordata; Mammalia; Rodentia; Cricetidae.
ACAGAAUCCGCCCCUGCCCAGCCCCUCCCACCGGUUCCAGCCUUUCUUAAGCGUCAGGGCUCAGUGUUCCCUCAAUGCUGGCCUUAGCUUCCGUGACCUGGAGACCGGCGCGGUGCUGGUGUCCUAGGUAAGCUUGCAGCCUCAGCUUCUGGCCCAAAGUUGCCAGCGGGGUUUGUCGCCCGCCCGCGGAGCCGUCCACUCUGUCACCUGGUCUGGCUAGCAGGACAGCAGGAUACUCCUUUGGCGGUGUCCCAGCACGAGAGCUCUAAAGAGUGACCUCGCGUAUCCGGAAGGGCCACAGAAAGACCCUGUAAUAUGCCUAAACCAGUUCUGUUUGAUGUUGACAAUAAUGCCAAGCAGGACAGAUGGAAGGAAACUGCCAGGCAGAGCCAUGUGGAUCUGGUGUCCAGUCUGAGUCCCUCAUCUGAAGCUUCUAGCCAGGGCAAGUGUGGAGCCGAUGAGAAAGUCCAGGUGUCUAAGGACAUUGUGGUGACCUCUGAAGAUGGCAUCAUGAAGAUUGUGUUCAAUCGACCCACCAAAAAGAAUGCCAUAACUUUACAGAUGUAUCAAGAGAUUAUGCUUGCACUUAAAAAUGCCAGCACCGAUAACUCAGCCAUAACUGUUUUCACAGGAACUGGCGACUACUACUGCAGCGGGAAUGACCUCACUAACUUGAUUAAUGCCACCGGUGAAAUACAGGAGGCAGCUAUAAAGAGUGCUAUGGCACUGAGGGAAUUUGUAAGCUGUUUUAUAGAGUUCCCUAAGCCUCUGGUUGCAGUAGUAAAUGGCCCAGCUGUGGGAAUUGCUGUCACUCUUCUGGGACUAUUUGAUGCUGUCUAUGCAUCUGACAAGGCAACAUUUCAUACUCCAUUCAGCCACCUCGGCCAGAGCCCAGAAGCAUGCUCCUCCUACACUUUUCCAAAGAUAAUGGGCUCAGCAAAGGCAACUGAGAUGCUUCUCUUUGGGAAGAAGCUCUCAGCAAGAGAGGCUUGGGCUCAAGGCCUUGUCACUGAAGUUUUUCCGGAAAGCACCUUUGAGAACGAAGUCUGGACCAGGCUGAAAGCAUAUGUGAAGCUCCCGCCAAACGCGAUGAAAAUUUCCAAAGAGCUAAUGAGAAAAAAUGAGAAACAAAAGCUCCAUGCUGUUAAUGCUGAAGAGUGUGCUGUGAUCCAGGAAAGGCUGACAUCAGAAGAAUCCUCAAAUGCACUCAUGAACUUCAUGUCCAGAAAAGCAAAGCUGUGAAGACCACCACAGCAGUUAGACCUCUCAGAGGAAGGAUGUGCUGCAAUUCUGGUUUGGGGUCCUUGAACUACACACACUUCACUGUGUCUUUUUCUUUACUAACAUAGCAGUUAUGGGAAUGCCCCAGUCAUGACAAAUAAAAACUUCCAA